Molecule: messenger RNA, 483 nt
Organism: Stylonychia lemnae
Lineage: Eukaryota; Ciliophora; Spirotrichea; Sporadotrichida; Oxytrichidae
Source: the annotation of a GenBank genome assembly
AUGUCUAAUACAACAAGAGAUAGUAUAGGCAGUAGUUUCUUAGGCAGCUCUUUUGGUCAAAAAGUAGCGGGCUCUAUAGUUGAUAAAUCCGGGACCAAAUCAUGCUGCCCUUCUUUGACUUUAAAACAAAGAAUAAUUGGCUUUGGAGUAUGCACUGGAUUAGUCUCAGGCAAUAUAGCUAGAUUUGCUAUACCCUAUACCUUUGGAACUUUGCUCAGCUUAGCAGGAUCUUUUUUCCUUUCAGGUCCUUUAAACUAAUUAAAGAAGAUGUUUUUGAGAAAAAGAAUAAUUGUCACCUUAGUCUUUAUUGCUUCUAUAAUAAUGACAUUAGUCAGUGCAAUAGCUAUAAAAAAGCCAAUAUUGGUUAUCGUAUUUGUUAUUCUUCAGUAUGGCUCGUAUUUUUGGUAUUCUUUGAGUUAUAUUCCUUAUGGAAGAGAAAUUUUUUGCAAAUGCUUUAAAAGAAGAUCAGGAGGUAGUGCUUGA